Molecule: messenger RNA, 330 nt
Organism: Gongylonema pulchrum
Lineage: Eukaryota; Metazoa; Nematoda; Chromadorea; Rhabditida; Gongylonematidae
Source: the annotation of a GenBank genome assembly
AUGGAAUUCUUCCGAUGGAUUGUUGGUUUAACGCCGUCACGAUGCAGGUUUAACAAGAAUUUUCUGAGAAAUGAAGAUUUCACAAAGCAAAUGAUGAGUGUACUUGUAAUCAAUGAAAUUGAGAAAGAAGUCGUCCAGAUGGAAAUGAGCAAAGUUGGUUUCCAGAUGGCAGAGCUGGCGGCAUCCAUGACGGCCGAACAUGUUCCUGAUUAUUCUUGGCUGGCAACCGAAAAUACAACAAGACGACGGAAGAACCUAUCCUUAGAGAUAUGUUCCACAACCUCUGAAUUGGAAAGCGUCGUUUUGUCAGACACUGUUUGUUACUGUUGA